Molecule: messenger RNA, 716 nt
Organism: Xyrichtys novacula (pearly razorfish)
Lineage: Eukaryota; Metazoa; Chordata; Actinopteri; Labriformes; Labridae
Source: the annotation of a GenBank genome assembly
AUGGCCUUCAACGGAACAUGGCAGGUCUACGCUCAGGAGAACUACGAGGAGUUUCUCAAGGCCCUGGGUGAGAAUAUAACAAAUAUUAAACAAAAACUGAAUUAUCUUUGCUUGUAGAUUUUUAUGGCAUGUCUAAACUUGUGGACUGGUUACAGAACUCCCACCAGAAGUCAUCAAGAUGGCCAAAGACAUCAAGCCGAUCACUGAGAUCCAGCAGAACGGCAAUGACUUUGUAGUGACCUCAAAGACCCCUGGAAAGACUGUGACCAACUCCUUCACCAUCGGCAAAGAGGCUGACAUCACCACCAUGGACGGCAAAAAAAUCAAGGUUUGUCUUUUUAAAUCUGUUUUUUUACUACGAACGACACAUAGGAGCCUCCAAAUGUUUUGAUUUGGCACUUGAGUGUGAGUGUUUUUUGUCUGCUGAGUGCAUGCCUGGCAUUUUGGAGUAUUCAUUUUAUGUCUCGUCUCCUUUUUGACCCUUAGUGUGUUGUCAAAAUGGAGGGUGGCAAACUCAUCUGCAACACUGGCAAGUCCACCCAUAUUCAGGAGAUCAAGGGAGGAGAGAUGAUUGAGGUGAACGCACAUCUAAAAUAAUGUCCUGAUGUAUUAUGAGUUUUCUGGGAAGAAGAUUACAUGUGUUUUACUCUGUUUUUGGUUUUCAGACUAUGACCGUAGGCUCAACAACUCUGAUCAGAAGGAGCAAGAAGAUGUAA